AGAGUCAGCCAGAAAGCCUUAAUAAGCGAAAGGAGCUGUCAAUUGAAUUGUAAAGGUUUUGUUUCUCAAUUCCCUUAAAUCACAACGCGGGUAACCCAGGCGCUCCAGAGACAUGAACCUCAGCCGAUAUAUCUAUCCAGCAUGUUCCGCUCGCCAUAUUGCGACAAUCCUGGGAUUCCCAUCCAAGAUCUCCAUUGCUGCUGAGUACUACGAGAGCGCCUGCGAGGACAUUGCAAAACUUGCCGCUGCCAUCUCAACGUUCGAGCCUGUCCGGUUGUACGCUCAACCAGCAGAUGCGGUCAAAGCAAAGUCCACCGUCGACAAGGCGGUUAAACAGUCGAUUGGCAAUAUCUCCAACAUUACAAUUAUUCCAUUCCCGACCAACCAUCUCUGGGUCCGUGACACCGGCCCUGUCUAUGUGCGUGGGAAAGACGGAGCGAACCGUAGAUCCCGGUUUGCCAUCAACUUUGGCUUCAGGGAAUGGGGCCGACGGGAUGAGAUUGGCGGUGAUUCUUGCGCUGCCGACGGAAUUCAGUGGCCUAAGAUGAACCGUGCACAGCUCCAGGAAAACGCUGACUUUGCAAAAUGUGUGAUCGACUGGGAUGUAUCUCCCUCGCCGGUGGCACGGGUCGAUUCAAGGGUUUGUCUAGAGGGCGGCGCACUGGUGGUAGAUGGUGAAGGCACGCUCUUAGCUACGGAAAGCAGUAUUCUUAAUGACAAUCGCAACCACGGUCUCUCACGCGAGGAUAUUGAGACGGAACUCCGCCGCUUACUGGGAGUUGAGAAGAUCAUUUGGUUCCCUGGUAAGAAAGGACUCGAUUCCACUGAUGUUCAUGUCGACGCCGAGGUCAAUUUUAUUCGGCCUGGAGUAGUAGUUCUCUCACGGCCACAUCCCAGUGUUCCAAGGGCGUGGUGGCAGGUACAUGAGGAGAUUCGAGCUAUUCUGGAGCAGUCAACCGACGCCAAGGGUCGACCCUUUGAGAUCCAUAUCGUGGAUGAGCCAGACCCCAAAUGCCUGGAUCCGCUGUCAUAUGAGGACCCUGCGACGAACUACGUUAAUCUCUAUUUUGUCAAUGGGGGCUUGAUCGUUCCCCAGUUUGGAGAUGCGUUGCGGGACCAAGCAGCCGUGGGCCUGUGCCAGAGGCUAUGCCCGGACAGGGUAGUUCGACCAGUCCAUGUGCGUGGCCUUCCCUUGGCUGGGGGCGUUAUUCACUGCGCAACCCAGCAGGUGAUUGAUGUGGAUGUGGACUGAGGAUGGGGACCUCCUCUUCUUUUCCGUUUUGUCUUGUAUUGAUUAGAUAGAAGAUGAGAUAGACCAUCUCAAGAGGGAUGCGAGCACACUUGUCAACCAGCAUAAAAGCAAUUCUACGUAGAACAGCCUCACCACAUGACAGACGGCACUCCGAGGGUCUGCAAACUUUGAAAGCACUCUGCGGUCUGAAACAAGCACCUCAUAUCUCGUACCAGACCCUUACAAACUUCCUACGCAGCCUCUCUUCAACGUUGAUCUUGGUAUCUUAGUACGAAGCAGCAUGUACAUUGCAGUAUACGUUGACGGCCCUCAUGACCAUUAGACCAAGCAUCGCAGAGAUAAAGAAGAUCAAGCGGAGCCGUAGAAACCGUUUUCCGAUGACAGAUCUAGGACAGUGCAGCUACUUUCUCGGCAAGUCCAUUCAAACAAGUUCGACAAAAUAGAAUGCUCUAUCUAAGUCAAGAAACCUACAUUUACAAGAUCCCUCAUCAGUCCGGGAUGGAAGACACCUCGCCCAUCAGCACGCCGAUAGAAACUUCAUCUCUGCCAGAAAACAGACCAAAAUAUAUCUGUCCUUCGGAUCAAAGAAUUGAGUAACAAC
Aspergillus alliaceus is the source of this 1853-nucleotide messenger RNA. RefSeq names its product agmatine deiminase family protein. The record is from RefSeq and is a predicted model, not a curated record. The transcript has a single exon. Lineage: Eukaryota; Fungi; Ascomycota; Eurotiomycetes; Eurotiales; Aspergillaceae. Gene Ontology annotation, biological process: putrescine biosynthetic process. Bases 113 to 1252 code for a protein of 379 amino acids. Gene Ontology annotation, molecular function: agmatine deiminase activity; protein-arginine deiminase activity.